AUGGAAACUAAAAAAGAUAUAGAGUUAAAUCCAAUAGUAUCGGAAUUAAAAGAUGCUUCAGUUGAACAAUCUGAUAGUAAUUCUUCAAAUUCAAUGCCUCCAACUGAAUUAAAAGGUUGGGCUAAAUUUAGAGAUGGGUUCAGAAGGCAAACUUUUGAUGAUGUGGAAGCUGGGAAACAAUUAUCAAAAAGUAUCAGUAAACGUCAUUUGAUUUUAAUGGCCCUUGUAACCGGUGUUGGUACUGGUCUUUUAGUGGGGUCUGGACGUGUGUUACAUAAUGCUGGUCCUUUAUUCCUUAUUCUUGGUUAUGCCAUUGUUGGUUCUUUCUUAUAUCCAACUCUUCAAGCUGCCGGUGAAAUGGCGGUUAAUUAUAGUGAUUUAUCUGGUGGUUAUAAUAAUUAUCCUCGUAAAUUUAUCGAUGAAUCAUUAGCUUUUGCAAUCACUUGGAAUUAUUGUAUUCAAUGGCUUUCUGUUAUUGCUAUUGAAUUGGUUACUGCUGCCAUGACCAUUCAAUAUUGGACUGAAGCAGUUAAUCCUGAUGUUUGGGUUGCUAUCAUUUUAGUCGUUAUUGUUGUCAUUAACUUUUUCGGUGCCAGAGGUUAUGGUGAAGGUGAAUUUGUUUUGGGUUCUUGUAAACUUUUAAUGAUUACUGGAUUCAUUAUUAUGGGUAUAGUUAUUAAUGUUGGUGGUGGUCCAGAAAAACAAUUUAUUGGGGGUAAAUAUUGGCAUAAUCCUGGUUUCUAUACCAGUUUCAAAGGUCUUUGUUCAGUUUUCGUUACUGGUGCCUUUUCUUUAGGUCAAUCUGAAUUCGUUGCCUUAUCUGCUGCUGAACAAAAGAAUCCAAGAAAGUCUAUUCCAAAUGCUUGUAAAUUAAUCUUUUGGAGAAUUGUUAUUUUAUUCUUGGGUUCUUUAACCAUUGUUGGUUUGUUAGUUCCUUAUAAUUCCGAUAGACUUAUGGGUUCUCACGGUGGUGGUUCUCAUGCAUCUCCAUUUGUAUUAGCUGCUGAACUUCAUGGUGUAUCAAUUUGUGCUUCUAUCAUUAAUGCUGUUAUUCUUCUUUCUGUUACUUCAGUUGCAUCUUCAUCAUUAUAUUCUGCAUCAAGAACCUUACAAUCAUUAGCUGAACAACAUUUUGCUCCAUCAUAUUUCAAUUAUAUUGAUAAAACCGGUAGACCAUUAAGAGCAUUGAUCAUUUGUACUAUUAUCGGUUUAUUCUCAUUUAUUGCUGCAUUCAAUCAACAAGAAACUGUUUUCAACUGGUUAUUAUCUAUUUCUGGUCUUUCCCAAAUUUUCACUUGGUUUGGUAUUUGUAUGUCCCACAUUAGAUUCAGAGCUGCAUUAAAAUAUAAUAACGUUUCCUUAGAUUCAUUAGGUUAUGUUUCUUCAACUGGUAUCAUUGGUUCAUGGUAUGCCAUUGUUUGGUAUAUUCUUGUUUUAAUCGGACAAUUCUGGUUAGCUUUAUUCCCUAUUGGAAGUGAUAUUCCAAAUGUAUCCAAUUUCUUCCAAAAUUAUCUUGGUGCUAUCGUUUUACUUUUAUUCUAUUUUGGUCAUAAGAUUUAUGCUAAAAAUUGGAAAAUUUACAUUAGAGUUGAAGAUAUGGAUAUUCAUACCAAUAGAACUAUAUUCGAUGAAGAAGUUCUUAAUUUGGAAAAGCAAGAAGAAGCGCAAAGAAGAAAACAUUACUCCUUUAUUAAAAAGAUUGCUAUUUUCUUAUUUGCUUAG
Scheffersomyces coipomensis is the source of this 1722-nucleotide messenger RNA. It is a transcript of the gene GNP1, whose product is annotated as amino acid transporter. The record is from RefSeq and is a predicted model, not a curated record. The transcript has a single exon. Gene Ontology annotation, biological process: amino acid transmembrane transport. Lineage: Eukaryota; Fungi; Ascomycota; Pichiomycetes; Serinales; Debaryomycetaceae. The coding region runs from base 1 to 1722 and encodes 573 amino acids. Gene Ontology annotation, molecular function: amino acid transmembrane transporter activity. Gene Ontology annotation, cellular component: membrane.